UAAUAACAUUUAAAAUGUUUCAUUAUUAAGACCGUUAAUAUGUUAAUAAUAAAACAGUACAUUUCACUCGCACUUGAAGUGAUAAUUAUUGUAGCUUAAUAAUAUAGCGACGAAACAAGAUUUAGCUGUUGUAAAUGAAAGUCGUGAAACCAGUCAACUAUUAUUUAAAAAGAAAGAGGAAAAACUAUUUUUAUCCUAUUUUUCCUUAUCGUGAACAUAGUUUUAGCCCAAAUAUAGCCAAUUAAAUUUAUAAAUACAUAACAAUUUGGUAUGUUCCGUUUCGAAUAGACGGCGGUUUUAUAGUAUUAUCGGUGUGUUUCAGAUACGUGAAGUGAUGUUAUGUUUAGUAAGUAUAAAUGGAUAUGCCUUAUAAGAAAAGGAGAAGGCCUUACAGGCCAAGAUCUUGUGAAAGUGGGAAAAGAGCAAUGGAAACAGCAGAAGAACGAGAAAAAAGACUCAAAAAGCUAAGAGAGUAUCAAGCAGCUAGGCUAAAGAAGGAAUCGACCCCUGAAAGACAGCAGAGACUGGCCUACAUGAGACAAAAAAUAGCAGCUAAGCGUCGGAACGAAUCUGCGGCUCAACGUCUUCAGAGACUAGAAGAUCUGAGAAUACGUGCAGCAAUUAGACGUCAAAAUGAGACUUUAUUGCAACGACAGCAAAGACUGAAAAAUAUGCGAGAAAGAGCAGCCAUGAAACGUCAGAAUGAAUCGACACCAGAACGUAGGCAAAGGCUCGAGAAACUGAGAAAUAGACAAAGGGCCAAAACUAAACGUGUCGACGAUUCGCCACAAAUCAUACAAACACAACAACCUACUGACAGAUAUAACACAGGACCGACUGGGAUGGCACAGCUAAACCAGAAUCCACUAGCAAGGCACUGUGCUGAUACAGAAACAGUAAAUAUGUGCCAACCCAGCAUAUCAGAAAUGCAAACCUAUAUACCCAACAAAAACAAAAAAACCAAAAAAGCCAGGAAAAAACGUAAAAAGUAACUUUAAAGUGAACGUAUUCAGCAGUAUUAAACAACCAUCAUCAGGUUAAAUGGAACAUUUGAAAGUUGAAGGCAAAAUCGAAUAGAAUAUUUUAAGUUACAAAUGUCUGCCUAUGAUUGGACUGUGGUGGUGGUGGUGAUUCACAAAAACUAACAGCUGUUUUUAUUCGAUCGCAUAUAAAGCUCUCCAGGCUCGUGACGACAUGUUGUCAUCUUUGUAAUUAAUAGCCAAAUCAUUCCUGCAAGCCUUAUAGAUUUCUAACUUUUAUAAGUGCUUGAUGUCGGACAAAUGAAGUUGUAAAAAGUUUCAUGUAAAGUUGUACUGAAGUUGUAAAAUUAAUGUUUCAUGUAUUUAAUCAUUUAUUGUGUUCAAGAGAUGUGUAUUGUAUUUCUGAUAUGUUGUUUUGUUUUUACAGUUUGGUUUUUCUGCAAUUGGCUUGGUGCCAAGAAAUUGGGUUCUGAAUUCAUAAUUUUUCUAAUGGAAGAACAAGAUUUUUCAUUUCUCCCUUGUAUGAUAACAACAGUGUUAGAACAGCUAUGCCAUUUAGACAUUUUUGUGGCAUAUUCACUACUAUUUUUUACAUUAGAGAAAUAUUUACUUUUUAUAUGCAGAACUUAAUUUCUCAGUGACCAAUACAUAAACAUAUUUAUUUCAUAAAAUCAAUAACAGAUACCAAUUGAUAAUCACUGAUUGAAAUUCAUAUAUAUAAUUAGAUGUCAAGCAUAGUAAACAUAAAUUCAAAAAUAAAAUAAAAUGAAAAAUAAACUUUGUUUGGGUAUGGACAAUUUGUUGGAAACAAAAAUAUUUUACAAGUAGCAUUAGAUGUAUGGCUUAACUAGUGCAUGAGAAAAGAUGUAAAUUUAAUUCAAAAGAAUUUUUUAUGGCUAGUAUGUAAUGAUGAUUGACUAUUUCAGUGUUUUUGACGUAAUAUGUGGCUUAUGCAUGUGUAAUAUUUGGCUAAUGUACUUAAGAAUAAAUGUGAUUAAAUUGUAUAGAAAUACAUCUCUUCACAAAAUGAAGGUUGUAUUAGCAUUCAAGAUUUUAUGCAAUGAUUUUCUUUUGAAAAUCUAAAAUGCCUAAGGCAUUGUUUAAUAAAUAUUUUUAUUAAAUGUGUUCAUUUUCUAUCAGAUUUAUUUCUAACUUAUUUGUCUUAUAACCUAUAUGUUAAUCAGCAGCAACAAUUUUUAAUAUUAGUGAUGGGCACUA
Messenger RNA from Centruroides sculpturatus (bark scorpion), 2198 nucleotides. Its product is annotated as zinc finger protein 821-like. The transcript is spliced from 3 exons. The record is from RefSeq and is a predicted model, not a curated record. Lineage: Eukaryota; Metazoa; Arthropoda; Arachnida; Scorpiones; Buthidae. The coding region runs from base 357 to 992 and encodes 211 amino acids.